Molecule: messenger RNA, 1924 nt
Organism: Chinchilla lanigera (long-tailed chinchilla)
Lineage: Eukaryota; Metazoa; Chordata; Mammalia; Rodentia; Chinchillidae
Gene: Tmem115
Product: transmembrane protein 115
Biological process (GO): retrograde vesicle-mediated transport, Golgi to endoplasmic reticulum
Cellular component (GO): membrane; Golgi apparatus
Source: RefSeq, a predicted model, not a curated record
AACACCCCUGUUUGUCGGCCCCUGAGAAGCGAAGGGAGGUGCAGUGGAAGCCGAGGCCGAGGCCGAGGCCGAGCAGGGGCUGACCCGGCUUGACUCGGACCUGAACACGGCACCAGUCCCGUGCGGACCGAAGGCCCUGGCGUGGAUGGACGAACCCGGCCCUGAAGUCACGCUCGCCUGACCGUCCUGGCGCGGGGCCUCCGGGCCGAGCCGCAGGCGCCCCGGACCUGCUCUCAGGGGCCGGGCGACGGCCCCAGGCCCCGGCGCGGAAAGCAGGCCCAGCUCGGGCGCGCCCUCCCGGGCGCCCGCCAGCACCUGGGGGCCGCGCUGGCCAGCGCCAGCGUGGUGGUGAAGGCGCUGUGCGCGGCGGUGCUGCUCCUCUACCUGCUGUCCUUCGCCGUGGACACGGGCUGCCUGGCCGUCACCCCGGGCUACCUCUUCCCGCCCAACUUCUGGGUCUGGACCCUGGCCACCCACGGGCUGAUGGAGCAGCACGCGUGGGACGUGGCCAUCAGCCUGGCCACCGUGGUGGCGGCGGGGCGUCUGCUGGAGCCGCUCUGGGGCGCUCUGGAGCUGCUGAUUUUCUUCUCGGUGGUGAAUGUGUCUGUGGGGCUCCUGGGGGCCUUCGCCUACCUCCUCACCUACAUGGCUUCGUUCAACUUGGUCUACCUGUUCACCGUCCGCAUCCACGGCGCGCUGGGCUUCCUGGCGGGGGUCCUGGUGGCGCUCAAGCAGACCAUGGGAGACUGCGUGGUCCUGCGGGUGCCCCAGGUGCGCGUGAGCGUGGUGCCCAUGCUGCUGCUGGCGCUGCUGCUCCUGCUGCGGCUGGCCACGCUGCUCCAGAGCCCCGCUCUGGCUUCUUACGGUUUUGGGCUGCUCUCCAGCUGGGUUUACCUUCGCUUCUACCAGCGCCAUAGCCGGGGCCGAGGGGACAUGGCUGACCACUUCGCUUUCGCCACCUUCUUCCCGGAGAUCCUGCAGCCGGUGGUGGGGCUGCUGGCGAACGUGGUGCACGGCCUCCUGGUGAAGGUGAAGCUGUGCCAGAAGACGGUAAAGCGCUACGAUGUGGGAGCCCCGUCUUCCAUCACCAUCAGCCUGCCAGGCACAGACCCUCAAGACGCUGAGCGGCGAAGGCAACUGGCCCUGAAGGCCCUGAACGAGCGGCUGAAGAGAGUGGAGGACCAGUCUGUCUGGCCCAGCAUGGAUGACGAUGAAGAGGAGGCUGGGGCCAAGGUGGACAGCCCCCUGCCCUCAGAAAAAGCUCCUACCCCUGCCGGGAAGGAGGCUGCCCCCGAAUCCAGUCUCAUCACCUUUGAGGCAGCUCCCCCCGCGCUGUAACUCCAGACCACCUGCGUGCAGCACCUCCUCUCCCGAGCCCCCUUGAUGCGUCUCAGCUCCUCCAGGGCACGACCACUCUGAGGAGAGGCAGCAAGGCCUUCGGGGGCUUUCAGGGCCUUCUGCUGCGUUCUGCCAACACUACCAAGCACCCUUGCUGCCUGGUUCCAACUCCAGACAACCACUCGGUCAGGCCUGGGGCCUCUGAGGCACAGCCAGUGCAGGACCCCGUCUGAGGUAAGACUGUACCUCAGGAGGCAGCCCUGAGCAAGUGGCUGCAGGGACACUGGCGCCACAGCUCCCGGCCCAGCCCUCGCGUCUGAAACUGGUUGCCAAGAACGCUGAGCCAAGGCAAGGAUUUACAUUUGCCAAAAACGUUAGGGAGGCCCGGCCAGUGCAGGAGUCGGUGCGAAGCUGCACGCCCCUGCUCACCCCCGGAGACUGAGCUUGUCGGGAUGUCUUGUUUCCCUCUGCUGUGCCCGUGACUGCCUCUGGGCCGGAAGAGCCACAGUUCCCAGGUAUUUUCUACAGGACCACUUGAGCGGGCAGCCACGCCCAGCCUUGGAGUAUCAAUAAAGCAUUUCUUUGA